Messenger RNA from Periophthalmus magnuspinnatus, 2693 nucleotides. RefSeq names its product sorting nexin 18a (gene snx18a). Lineage: Eukaryota; Metazoa; Chordata; Actinopteri; Gobiiformes; Gobiidae. Gene Ontology annotation, cellular component: cytoplasmic vesicle; plasma membrane. Gene Ontology annotation, biological process: endosomal transport; plasma membrane tubulation; endocytosis. Gene Ontology annotation, molecular function: protein binding; phosphatidylinositol binding. The record is from RefSeq and is a predicted model, not a curated record. The transcript is spliced from 2 exons. The coding region runs from base 245 to 1993 and encodes 582 amino acids.
GCCUCGCUCUGCUCGUGCGUCCCACACGGAGGAGCUGCUGUGGUGCGUUAAUACCUCUGUGUUUCCACGGUGCAGGAUCUGGAUUUAAAUCACCUCGAGCUCAUCUCUCACUUGAACUGGAGACAUUGAACAGCAGGCUUUACACAGAGGCUCAUAAAGUUAACGGGCCGAGUUUGAGGUGGAGUUUGGGGUGAUCUGUUUCAGCCUCCACCAGCGCGCGGACCUCCUCCAGCUGCGGCGCAUCAUGGCGCUCCGGGCCAGGGCGCUUUACGACUUCAACUCGGAAAACCCGGGGGAAGUGUCGGUGAGAGAAAAUGAAAUCUUAACUUUGUACAGCGAGCAGGACAUUGACGGCUGGUUUGAAGGCAUGAACAGUAAAGGGGAGAGGGGUCUGUUCCCCGCGUCCUACGUCGAGAUCCUGAGGAGCGACGCCUCCACGUACAACAACAACAGCUGCAACACAUCUGGAGAAACAUACCCCGACUCCCGAUACGCCAAUGUCCCCUCUGGAGACUCUUCAUUUAAGCCUCCAAAUAAAGUGGAGAACUUUUCCAAACCGAAUCCUCCAGCCUUCAGCACGUUUGCAGUACCCCCCCAGCAGCAGCAGCACAGCUACAACCAGCAGAGCCAGGGCAGUGAUGAUGACUGGGACGACGACUGGGAUGACAACUCCACUGUUGCAGAUGAACCGGGGACAGUAGGGAGGUACAGAGACUAUGCAGGCAAUGGAUCAUCCACCUAUAGCCUGUCCACCACAUCACACAGAGGGAAUACACAGGGCAAAGGCUCUGCCACAGUCAGCAGAAACCUCAACAGGUUCUCCACUUUUGUCAAAUCAGGAGGAGAGGCAUUUGUGCUUGGAGAGGCAUCCGGUUUUGUUAAAGAUGGGGAUAAGAUUUGUGUGGUAAUGGGACAGUAUGGGCCAGAGUGGCAGGAAAAUCCAUACCCAUUUACAUGCGCUAUAGACGACCCCACAAAACAAACCAAAUUCAAAGGUAUGAAGAGUUAUAUUUCCUAUAAACUCACUCCUACUCAUACUCAAACCCAAGUGAACAGAAGAUACAAACACUUUGACUGGCUGUAUGCACGUUUAGUGGAGAAGUUCCCUGUGAUCUCUGUGCCCCACAUCCCAGAGAAACAAGCCACGGGUCGUUUUGAAGAGGACUUUAUCUCCAAGAGGCAGAAGGGUCUCAUGUGGUGGAUGAACCAUAUGACCAGCCACCCUGUACUGGCACGGUGCGACGUAUUUCAGCACUUUCUUACCUGUAACAGCACAGACGAGAAGGCAUGGAAGCAGGGUAAAAGAAAGGCAGAGAAGGACGAAAUGGUUGGUGCAAAUUUUUUCCUCACAAUCAGCACACCAGCUGCACCUCUAGACUUUCAGGAAGUGGAGAGUAAAAUAGACGGUUUCAAAACUUUCACAAAACGCAUGGAUGAUAGCACCUUGCAGCUCAAUGCUACAGUCAACGAGUUUGCACGUAAGCAGAUCAGUGGUUUCAAGAAGGAGUAUCAGAGAGUGGGAUUUUCAUUCAAAAUUCUGAGCCAGGCUUUUGAAAUGGACCAGCAGCCGUAUUCAUCCAGACUCAACCAGGCCAUUUCAUUCACGGGUGAUGCGUACGAAGCAAUUGGAGACUAUUUCGCAGAGCAGCCGAACAAAGACCUGGAUCCCAUUAUGGAUUUGUUGGCUCUAUACCAAGGACACUUAGCAAAUUAUCCAGACAUCAUCCACGUUCAAAAAGGAGCCUUGACCAAAGUGAAGGAGAGUCAGAAGCACGUGGAGGAGGGGAAGAUGGACCCGUCUCAGGCUGAGGGCAUCAAUGAGCGCUGCAACAUCAUCUCCUGCGCCACACUGGCCGAGAUCCAGCACUUCCACCACAUCAGAGUGAGAGACUUCAAGGCUCAGAUGCAACACCACCUCCAACAGCAGAUCACCUUCUUUCAGAAAAUCACCAGCAAGUUAGAGGAGGCUUUGCAAAAGUAUGACAACGCUUAACAGACAUUUUACUGUCAGUGUGAAGACUUACAGACCUAUAGGAGAACACAAAGACUUAAACAAAUGUGCCUAUAAUGUGGACAGAUACAAACGGCUGUGCCAUUUUAUUUAAACAAAAAUGUACAUGAAUGAAGUUACCCAAUCUGACUUUUGAAAUCCUGUAAUAAUGAAGGUGCUUAAAUUGUGUCCAGUUGUUUUUAAUACACGGUGAGGCCUGCUGCUGCUAUUGUACUCCAGGUAUUAGCCUUAUACUGUUUUAGCACAGUAGUGAAAUGAAGGAUUAGCUCCUGUGGCUAACACACUGCCUUCUGGGAAGUCCAUGCUGAGGAGUGCCACCCUACGUUCUCCUUGUUUACUGUCAGCUCACCAAGCAACCGCUGCCCCCGUCACGCGGUGCCUUCUGACAUUACUGUCAGUUUGUUUUUAGUUACUAAAAAGUGUAAUGUAUUUGUUUUGCAAAAUACUACUUCAGUUUUUACCAUACAGUGCGUUGAGGUAUCACAGUUCAGUGCAGUUUUAAGAGUUAAUGAUUUCAAGCACACGGCGUGACCAGAUUCAGACUCAUGCAAAAUGAUUAUAAAAAUGAUGUCUCAUAAUGGUGUUGUCAUUGUUUACAGAUGAAGAGAUCUUUUAUUAAAGUUUUAUAGAUGUUAACCUGGUAUCACAGGAGGUCAAAAUAAAUUCAUUUGCUGUAUCUAAA